AUGAAAGAGCCUGAAGCCGAACUUCAGGCCAGUGCCAACUUGUCCCCCGUGUCACCAUCGCCUGUCCACACCGCGGCGCCGCUUGUUGUUCCAGCACUUCAAGACACUGUCGAUACCAUCGACGCCAUGGUUGCUGCUGCUACCGCUGGUGCCCCUGAGGCCCUCGUCGACAAGCCCGUUGUCGAUCCCGCCCUCGCUGAUGCCACUGACAACGACGAUGUUGUAGAUGACGACAGUUUUAACGACCCAUAUGGCGAGGAUACUGAGCCUGCCCAGCCUGCGCAGGCCCAUCCUCCGCCAGAGCCCUCAGAAGCCAACGACGAUUACGCCAAGACAUUCGACUCGCCCAUCGAACCAAACGAAGGAGGUGAACAGGACAUUGAUCAACUAGUGUCGUCGAGUCUGCAGGAAUCCAAUCUAGUUCCCAUUCCAUCCGAGCAGUUGAACGUCAGUCGAUCUUCAGAAGUUAGCCCUGCUACCGUCCAUGACCCAUCUGCAACGUCUACGCCUCCUGUUUCAAACAGCCAUCAAAAUGCCCAGCAUGAACCUUCAGCCAACCCUCCCGUCCCAGCACCAUCAGACCAUAGAGGGGAUGACCAGCAAGACCAAGACCAAGACCAAGGAGCCCAGCCUAAGCCCACAGAUGGUCCAAAUCCCGCUGUUACGGAGUCGCAAAGUUCACCGUCGCUUGAUAUCCAGAAACUUGUGGCUGACCUCACUGCCAAACCUACUGAAUCCAAUGCCGACUCUGAUCCAUCUCCUGCUUCGCCGGCACAGGCUGAACCGCCCACGGGUUCUGCAUCUCUGUCGUCCUCGACUACAUUGCCAUCUACUUCCUCCCUUCCCCCAAGGCCUCCCCAACCGCACUCCGCUUCCCCAUUGUAUGCCUCACAGCAUCAUCCCGCUGGAGCUAACCCCAAUGCAACCGCAGCUGUCGUUGCUCAGCCAAACACUGGUCAAGCGCCAUCAUAUCAUAUCGGCAGUGCUCCAGGAACCUCCACAGACCCCGUGGCCAGCCUUCCCCUCCCCCCUGCCAGCGGCCUGAAUGUUUCACCGUAUUCAACCCAGACAGCACCUGGGUACUCCGCGGAUCAGGGUCGUGAUGUAGAGUACCAACGCCAAUGGGACCAAUUCAUGGCAGACGAAAGACAAUAUAUGUCUGAGGCUAAGUGGGAUCGAUUUCCUGAAGGUUCCCGCAUCUUUAUUGGCAACCUCUCAAGUGAUAAGGUUUCCAAACGCGACGUGUUUGAAUUAUUCCAUAGAUAUGGUAGACUUGCACAAAUCUCUUUGAAGUCCGCAUACGGAUUUGUGCAGUAUCACACCAUCGAAGAAGGCCAAAGGGCAAUGGAGAACCUGCAGGGAAUCGAGAUCAAGGGUCGUCGCAUACAUCUGGAAAUAUCUCGUGUACAGGAUAAGUCAAAGAAAGACCGCAACCGAAGCCCAGACAGAGGCCGCGGCCGUGAGAAUGGGCGGAGAGGGGAUAAACACGGCCGAGAUGAUUAUCGUCCCGGUAGGAAUCACUCACCUCGUCGUAACGAUUACCACUCGAGAGACGACAGUUUUGGCGGGAGAGACCGUGGCUACAGCGACUCUAGUCGUGGCGGCCGAGGACGGUCCCGAUCGCCCCCGUACGGGCGCAGUGAUCGUGAUCCCUAUCGGAGACGAAGCCCGAGCCCACAUGGUCGACCUCGUAAUGAACCAGAGCUUGAUAUCCCACGAAGAUACGGCGCCGAUGUGCCAGAUGUGCAAAUUAUCUUGCAGCCCGAUGUCAAUCGCGAUUUCGUAAACUGGGUUGAGGGGGCCUUCAAGGUCAAGGGCCUGAAGACGCAAGUUAUGUACUUGCAUCCUCGCUUUCCCAAGGAUCAAGUCAUUCAGCGACAAGCAGCAGAAGGUGUACAUGGCGUUGUGGACUUGGAUAUCCGUGCUCAAAAUCUCGCCAGAGUCCCUGUGCAGGUGUUCGACCGCUCUGCUGGAAGCAACAAUGUGCGCUUUGAUCAAUACGUGGACCUCGACCCUGGCACUGCAGCAGAGGUCAUUCUACGCGCCAAGUCGACUGCCGCACCUGCAAACUACAACCAAGGCUAUGGCAGCAAUGGAGCAUACCAGAACCCCUAUGGCACACAGCAUCAGCAGCCUGCUUAUGGUGGAGGUCAACAGCCAACUGCGUACCCUCUACAGCCACAGCAACCACCCCCAACUUCAGCCGCUGAUAUUGCCAGCUUGAUGGGACAUGUUGAUAACGCUACACUUCAGCGACUGCUAUCGACGAUCCAGGGCCAGUCAGCAACGCCUCCAGCAGCUGGGAGCUACCCUCACCCUGCGGUUGGUGGUGCCCACGCAGCUCACAACCCUCCAGUUGACAUUCAAGCUAUCUUGGGGAGCUUAAGCGGUACAAACCCCCAGCAACAUGCACCUUCACAAACACCAUAUGGGGCUCCUUAUGGAGGUCAGCAGCCAAAUGGAAGCAGCAAUCAAGGUGCAAAUGGGAACAAUGGAGAUGCUGCCAGCCAAGUACAAAAUAUCAUGGCACAGCUCGCCCGCUAUAGACAGUGA
Molecule: messenger RNA, 2553 nt
Organism: Metarhizium robertsii ARSEF 23
Lineage: Eukaryota; Fungi; Ascomycota; Sordariomycetes; Hypocreales; Clavicipitaceae
Product: RNA recognition motif domain protein
Exons: 3
Coding region: 1-2553 (850 amino acids)
Molecular function (GO): RNA binding
Source: RefSeq, a predicted model, not a curated record